Lecanosticta acicola is the source of this 633-nucleotide messenger RNA. Lineage: Eukaryota; Fungi; Ascomycota; Dothideomycetes; Mycosphaerellales; Mycosphaerellaceae. The record is from the annotation of a GenBank genome assembly.
AUGGACUUCGCCCGGCCGUGGCUGUCGUACCGGCGCAUCGAGCAGCACAACAACUCCUCUACUCCACCAUCAUCAACUAAUAACAACUGCGACACGUCCAAACCCCGUCGCCAAUACAUGGAUGCACAGCCCGAGGUGCAGCAUCUCUCGAAUCUGUCCCCGGAGGCGGAGCGCCGCCGCAGACGCGAGUGGAAUCGCGGUCCACUUCAAGAUCUGUUCCCCCGGAUUCCACCCAACGCCUUGGAAGUCAUCCUGGAUAAGUGCAUCGACAAGCCCUUCACGUACAACCUGAGCGAGUCCAAGGUCUGGAACUCCCGACGCUACACGAGUAUCGUCGUCGCGCACGUUCGUCACUUUUACAGCACCUAUGAUGCACUCCUCCGCGACGAGAUGCUGGAGCGCUAUGAAGCGCGGAGAAGGAGUUCCCAGCAGGUCUGGAAAGUUCUGAGGGAAUGGUGUCCAUGGGAUGCCGACAACGGUGUGCUUGAACAGUGCUUCAACGCGACAUUGCUGCCGCCAUCGGAAAGAGAUCCGACUUGGGACCCAAUGGAUAUCGACGAUGACUCGGAUGGCGAGGAAGCACCGCACCGCGCCAACACGUCCUUUGAUGAAGACGCCAUGGAUCUGGAUUGA